AUGAGUAAAAGUUCGCUUGCGACAUGGGCUAAUCAGAAGUUUGGCGUUGGAAUCACUCAAUCUGCUAUUCGCAGCAUCCUCAAAAAGAGUCGUGAUCUCGAGGCCAUGCUAAAUGUUGAGAUUUCGGCAAAAUGGCCUCGCGUUACACAUCACCCGCAGCUUGAUGAAGCCUUGGCAACAUGGACAAACGUCUUUGCUGGCCGACUUGGCUUGCGCAACAAUGCAAGCAAAUAUUCCAAUGGGUGGCUACAACGCUUUGAAGAGAGGAACAAGUCGCGUCGCAUCUGCAUUCAUGGUGAGAGUGGUGCGGCAGAUCAGGCAGUGGUCGAUGCUGUCCUUCCUGCGCUCUUAGCAGUCAUUGCUCGGUAUGAGCUGAAGGAUGUGUUCAACAUGGAUGAAACUGGAUUAUUUCAUUCCAUGGUUCCAGAAAAUACCAUUGUAAAACAGCAGAUUGAGGGACGUGGACAAGCCAAAAACCGCAUCACAGUUGCCUUUGCUGCCAGCUCAGAUGGAUCGGAGAAGCUCAAGCCAUUGUUCAUUAGAAAGGUCAAUAAGCUCGCUGUUUCAGUUGUAAGACAAAGAGCAACUGGAAUUCUAUUAUCGCCGCAAUAA
This is a messenger RNA of Plasmopara halstedii, 612 nucleotides long. RefSeq names its product DNA-binding centromere protein B (CENP-B). The transcript has 4 exons. Gene Ontology annotation, molecular function: DNA binding. The record is from RefSeq and is a predicted model, not a curated record. Bases 1 to 612 code for a protein of 203 amino acids. Gene Ontology annotation, cellular component: nucleus. Lineage: Eukaryota; Oomycota; Peronosporomycetes; Peronosporales; Peronosporaceae.